AUGGCAAAGGCAACAAAAGCGAAGGCUCGUCCCGUGUCGACUCGCUCCCGCGCUGCACGCCGUGAGGCUUCACCCUCGAUCAACCUUGACAAGUCCAUUACCUCAGAGAAGACCACCAAAGAACCCGCCGAAUACCACUCCGGCGCACACGAUGCAGGCGUCUCAAAGAAGAAGAGAUCAAAGCCCUUGACCCGUGCUCAGCGCGUGCGCAAGGAAAAGGGUCUGGAGCGUGGUGAAGCAAACCUGGACGUUCUGCACACAAAGAAGGCAAAGAGUUUCGUUAGAGCCAGGAGAAUCGAUGACCGUAGAGUGGACUGGGCUACCAUGAACGAAAAGGCCAACCGCUUCGUACAGCCAAAGGUCGCAAAGGGGUCAAAGGCUGUGGACAAGGACGCCAACUCAAGCGACGAAGAGCACCCCGGCAGACCGUCCGUCUUCGCCAUGCCUGGUGAUGAAUGGCAAGAUGAGGAGGACGAGGAGGACGACGAUGAUGGAGCAGACCAGUCUAUGGAGGUACCGAACACGGCCGACCCAGUCAACAAUGUUGCCAACGACGACGACGAUGAGAUCCUCUAA
Aureobasidium subglaciale EXF-2481 is the source of this 576-nucleotide messenger RNA. RefSeq lists its product as uncharacterized. Gene Ontology annotation, cellular component: nucleolus; preribosome, large subunit precursor. Gene Ontology annotation, biological process: ribosomal large subunit export from nucleus. The coding region runs from base 1 to 576 and encodes 191 amino acids. The record is from RefSeq and is a predicted model, not a curated record. The transcript is spliced from 3 exons. Lineage: Eukaryota; Fungi; Ascomycota; Dothideomycetes; Dothideales; Saccotheciaceae.